Chelonia mydas (Green sea turtle) is the source of this 7629-nucleotide messenger RNA. RefSeq names its product IgGFc-binding protein. The coding region runs from base 1 to 6852 and encodes 2283 amino acids. The transcript is spliced from 17 exons. Gene Ontology annotation, cellular component: extracellular matrix. NCBI's taxonomy places the organism in Eukaryota, Metazoa, Chordata, Testudines, Cheloniidae. The record is from RefSeq and is a predicted model, not a curated record. Gene Ontology annotation, molecular function: protein binding.
AUGCUCUGUCUCUCCCAGGUGGACGGGGUGUCCCACAACCUGCCUGUGAUCGUGGCCAAUGGGCGGCUCCGGGCAUAUCAGCACGGCGGGAACGUACUGGUGCAGACUGACUUUGGCCUCACUGUGAGCUACGACCUGGUUUACCAGGCCAGAGUCACCAUCCCAGGGACCUACCAGGGCCAGACUUGUGGCCUGUGCGGGAACUACAAUGGACGGGAAGAUGAGGAGUUCCUGCUCCCCAAUGGCAGGACAGCCCCUGAUGUGGCAGCAUUUGGCUCUGCUUGGGAAGUCGAGAUCCCAGGAGCAUCCUGUACAGACAGAUGUGCUGGAAACAGCUGUCCAGUUUGCGAAGAGAAGAAGAAGGACGUCUUCAAAGGGCGCAACUACUGUGGGCUGCUCACAGACCCUGAGGGCCCCUUCGCGGCCUGCCACGGCGCAGUCAGCCCCAGCGUGUAUCAGAACAACUGUCUGUAUGAUGUGUGCCUGGGAAACGGGGACUCCCAGGUCCUGUGCCAGAGCAUCCACAGCUACGUGACGGCCUGCCAAGAGGCCAAGGUCACCAUCCAGCCCUGGAGGAGCGCCUCCUUCUGCCCUCUGACCUGCCCAGCCAACAGCCACUAUGAGGUCUGUGCCGACCUCUGCACCACCACCUGCAGUGGAGACAUCAUGGACUGCCCGGAGACCUGUGCUGAAGGCUGCCAGUGUGACAAGGGCUUCUUCUUCGAUGGCCAGGGCUGUGUGACUCUGGAGAGCUGUGGGUGCUUCGAGCAUGGGAGAUACUACAAGCCCAGAGAGAUCAUCCUGACGAACAAAUGCCAGCAGAGCUGCACCUGCGUUCCUGCCCGAGGGGUGACCUGCAAAGCCCACAACUGCACCAGAGAAGAAACCUGCCAGAUGAGAGCCGGUAUCAUGGGCUGCAUCAGCAAAGAUCCCUGCAAAACCCUGAAAUGCCGGAUCAAGGAGAGAUGCAAAAUUGAAGAUAGCCAAGAGGCAUGUGUUCCUGCCUACACUGGAAUCUGCCUGGGCUCAGGGGAUGCACAGUAUCAAACUUUUGAUGGCCUGAAGUUUGACUUGCAGGGCACCUGUAAGCACACCAUCACUAAAUACUGUGGCAGUGACCCUACCCUGGAGUCCUUCACCGUUUAUGAGAAGAAUGACAAAAGGGGGAACCAGGAUAUCUCCUUUUGGCAGGUGACCAAUAUCUACGUCUAUGGGUACAGCAUCUCCAUCUACAAGAGGGAAGUUGGCAAAGUCCGGCUGAACAGUGUGAUCACCAGUCUCCCAGUGAUGCUGAAAGACGGUAAAAUCAGACUGUACCAGAAAGACCUCAGCACCGUCCUGCAGACGGACUUCGGCCUCCAGAUCACAUAUGACAAAAAUUGGCAUGUAGUGAUCACCCUCCCCAGCAGCUAUUAUGGGGCCACGUGCGGCCUAUGUGGGAACUUCAACCAGAAUCCAGAAGAUGACAUGACAUCAUCCAAUGGCACCAGAGUCUCCUCCAUCGUGGGCUGGGCUGCCAGUUGGAAAGUCCAAGACCGGGACCCCUUUUGCUGGGAUUAUUGCCAAGACUCUUGUCCAAUGUGUGAUGAGAGCAAGAGAGAUCUGUAUGGGGAUGACAGUCACUGUGGGUUGAUCAGUAAAGCACCGGGAGGGCCCUUCAGAGAGUGUCAGUCCUGGGUGAGCGCCGAUGACUUCUUUGACAGCUGCAUCUAUGACAUGUGUCUGAAUGAGGGGGACAAGAGCAUUCUGUGUGAGGAGCUGGAGGCCUAUGCAAAUGCCUGCAGGAAGCAUGGGGUCAUUGUUGAUGACUGGAGGACGCCAUCCAGUUGUGAUGUCUGCGAAGCUCUGAAAUGCCGGACCAAAGAGACAUGCCGGACUGAGGAUGGCCACACAGCGUGUAUUCCUGACUACAAGGGAACCUGCUUGGGCUCAGGGGACAUGCACUACCAAACUUUUGAUGGUCUGAAGUUUGACUUCCAGGGCACCUGCACCUACACCCUGGCCAAAUACUGUGGGAGCGACGCCACCCUGGAGCCUUUCACCAUUGAUGAGAAGAAUGACAAUAGGGGGAGCCAGGAUAUCUCCUUUCUGCGGGUGACCAACAUCUACAUCUAUGGGUACAACAUCUCCAUCUACAAGAGGGAAGUUGGCAAAGUCCGGCUAAACGGUGUGAUCACCAGUCUCCCGGUGAUGCUGAAAGACGGUAAAAUCAGACUGUACCAGAAAGGCCUCAGCACCGUUAUGCAGACGGACGUUGGUCUCCAAGUGGGGUACAACAAGAACUGGCAUCUGGAAAUCACCCUCCUCAGCAGCUAUUAUGGUGCCAUGUGCGGUCUUUGUGGGAACUUCAACCAGAACCCAGAAGACGACAUGAUGUCCUCCAACGGCAUCAAAAUCUCCUCCAUCAUGGGCUGGGCUGCCAGUUGGAAAGUCCAAGACCGGGACCCCUUUUGCUGGGAUUAUUGCCAAGACACUUGCCCAAUGUGUGAUGAGAACAAGAGAGAUCUGUAUGGGGAUGACAGUCACUGUGGGGUGAUCAGUAAAGCACCGGGAGGGCCCUUCAGAGAGUGUCACUCCAGGGUGAGCCCCGACGACGCAUUUGACAACUGUAUUUAUGACGUGUGUCUGAAUGAGGGGAACAAGACCAUUCUGUGUGAGGCGCUGGAGGCCUACGCAGACACCUGCAGGCACCAUGGAGUCACUGUUUAUGACUGGAGAACACCGUCCAGUUGUGAUGAAUCUGGAGAAACCUGCAAAUCCCUGAAAUGCCGGACCAAGGAGACGUGCAAGACAGAGGAUGGCCAUGUGACAUGUGUUCCCGACUACGUGGGAACUUGCUGGGGCUGGGGGGACCCACAUUAUCACACCUUUGAUGGCCUGAAGUUUGACUUCCAGGGCACCUGCACCUACACCAUCGCCAAGUACUGUGGCCACGACCACUCCCUGGAACCCUUUACCAUCGAUGAGAAGAAUGAUAACAGGGGCAGCCAGGCCAUCUCCUUUCUGCGAGUGACUAACAUCUAUGUCUAUGGGUACAACAUCUCCGUCUACAAGAGGGAAGUUGGCAAAAUCCGGCUAAACGGCGUGAUCACCAAUCUCCCAGUGACACUGUCAGAUGGUAAAAUCAGAGUGUACCAGAGCGGCUUCCGCGCCGUCCUGCAGACGGACUUUGGUCUCCGGGUGGCAUACAACUGGGACUGGCAUCUGGUGAUCACCCUCCCCAGCAGUUAUUAUGGGGCCACGUGUGGCCUAUGUGGGAACUUCAACCAGAACCCUGAAGAUGACAUGACGUCAGCCAGCGGUACCAGAGUCUCCUCCAUCGUGGGCUGGGCUGCCAGUUGGAAAGUCCAAGACCGGGAUCCCUUUUGCUGGGAUUCCUGCCAAGAGAACUGCCUGACAUGUGACGAGAGUACAAGGGAGCUGUACGGGGGCGACAGUCACUGUGGGUUGAUCAGCAAAGCACCGGGAGGGCCCUUCAGAGAGUGUCACUCCAGAGUGAACUCCACUGAGUUCUUUGAUAACUGCAUCUAUGACGUGUGUCUGAACAGGGGCGCUACAAAAAUCUUGUGCCAGGCGCUGGAGGCCUACGCAGCAACCUGCAGAGACCACGGGGUCACCGUUUAUGACUGGAGGAUGCCAUCUGGCUGUGCCCUGCCCUGCCCUGAGAACAGCCACUAUGAGGCCUGUGGGAACGCCUGUCCCUCCAGCUGCUCUGACCGAACUGCCCCCUCCUCCUGCCGGGAGCCCUGCGUGGAGACCUGCCAGUGUAAUGACGGUUACGUCCUCAGUGCUGACAAGUGCGUCCCCCUGGGGAGCUGCGGCUGUGACUACAACGGCCACUACUACAAACCCAGUGAGGAGUUCUGGGACGAUGAGAACUGCCACUCUCGGUGCAGUUGUGACUCCAGCCUGGGCACAGUGGUUUGCAGAAAGACCAGUUGCAAGGCCAAAGAAAGAUGCUCCGUGGUCAAUGGGGUCCGUGGCUGCCAUACGAUCAGCUACUCCACCUGCAUAGGUACUGGAGACCCUCACUACACCACCUUUGAUGGGAAAAAGUAUGAUUUCAUGGGUACCUGCAUCUACCAGUUUGCAGCUCUCUGCUCCGAGGACCCCACACUCACCCCGUUCAAUGUCAAAGUGGAGAACAACAACCGAGGCAGUAAGGCCGUGUCCUUCACCAAAAGGGUGACCUUAGAGGUCUACAACGUGACCAUCAGCUUGAGCCAGGAGCAUCCACGCAAGAUCCAGGUCAAUGGUGUCUUUGUGGACCUGCCCUUUUCCCACCAGCACAAGUUCAAGGCCUACAUCAGUGGAGUCCACGGCUUUAUCCAGACUGACUUCGACCUGAGAGUGAGCUUUGACUGGUACAGCUACGCCAGGGUCAUCCUACCUAAUACGUACGCCAACGCCGUCUGCGGCCUCUGUGGCAAUGCCAACCAGGACCCCAGCGAUGAUCUGACCAUGAAGGAUGGAACUCAGACAUCUGAUGAGAUUCAGUUUGCAGAGAGCUGGAAGGUGGGGGAGGUCCCAGGGUGCUCGUCUAGCUGCACCGGGGACUGCUCAGUCUGCAGUGAGGCUCAGAAACAACCCUACAAGGGAGACCAGUACUGCGGGAUCCUCACCCGAGGGGACGGGCCAUUCAGGCAGUGCCACGGGACCAUCGACCCAGCUCCCUUCUUCGAUGAUUGUCUCUAUGACACGUGCCAGUACAAGGGUCACCAGGACACUCUGUGCAGCGCCAUCAGCGCCUACGUCACAUCCUGCCAGGCCAGGGGCAUCCGGAUAGGGCAGUGGAGAUCGGCCUCAUUCUGCCGACCCACCUGCCCCCUUAACUCUCACUAUGAACUCUGUGGAAUCAGCUGCCCUUCCAACUGCAACGACCUGUGGGCUCUAGAUCAGUGUGAGAAGCCCUGUGCUGAAGGGUGUUUCUGUGAUGCUGGAUUCACCCUGAGUGGUGAGAAGUGCAUCCCUGUCGCACAGUGCGGCUGUGUGCACAAGGCCGUGUAUUACAGCAAGGGAGAGGAGUUUUACCCCAGCGCCUCCUGCCAGGAGCGCUGCCUGUGCAAAGACAAUGGGGUCGUCGAGUGCCAGGAGGCCUCCUGUGGAGCCAACGUGGAGUGCAGGGUGGAGAACGGAGUCCUGGGCUGCCACGCCACGGGAUAUGGAACAUGCGUCGCAUCUGGUGGACCUCACUACAUCUCCUUUGACGGACGGGCCUUUGACUUCCAGGGCUCCUGCACUUACACCUUAGCCAAGGUCUGCAGCAGAGACUCUGGACUGGGGAACUUCUCUGUGGUGGUGGAGAAUGAGAGCCCUGGUGGUGGCCACAUGGCUGUGACGAGGACAGUGGUGGUGUCGCUGCAUGGUUACACCAUCGCCAUGGAGCGGGGGAGGAAGUGGAAGAUUGCGGUGGGUGGUGAGCUCUACACCCUCCCACUGGCUACGGACGAUGGAAAGCUUUGGAUCAACCAAGAGGGGAACAGCAUCAUUGUCCAAUCAGCCUCUGGCCUCAAAAUCUUUUACGACACUGCCUCUUACCUCCUAGUGUCCGUCCCCAGCACUUAUAAGGGACAUGUGUGCGGCUUGUGUGGCAACUUUAACGAUGACAAGAACGAUGAUCUCCUGCUGCCCGGUAUGAAGAGUACCCAGGAUGUGGAUGAGUUUGUCACCUCCUGGAAGGUGCCUGUUGAUGCUGCCACAUGCUCUGAUGGCUGUGGUGAGAAGUGCCCCGUCUGUGAUGCAGCCCAGACAGCGCCGUACCAGACUGAGAGCUCCUGUGGGUUGAUCACAGCAACCUCGGGUCCCUUCAGACACUGUCACUCAAUAAUCAGUCCUGCUGAGUACUUCAACCACUGUCUCUAUGACUUGUGUGCCACCAACGGAAGGGGAGAGACCCUCUGCCAGAGCCUGCAGGCCUAUGUGGCUGCAUGCCAAGCAGCUGGGGCCAAGAUGGAGACCUGGAGAACGGCCUCCUUCUGCCCACUCGCCUGCCCGGCAAACAGCCACUACGAGCUGUGUACCAGAUCCUGCGAUUUCACCUGUGCCAGCUUGUUUGCCCCUGCCCAAUGCACCGGGAAGUGCUUUGAAGGCUGCUGGUGUGAUCCAGAAUACGUGUCUGAAGGAGAGACCUGCAUCUCCAUGGACAGGUGUGGGUGUGUGCACAACGGACGCUACAUCAAGGCCAGGGAGAGCUUUGUCUCCAGCAACUGCUCUGAGAAAUGCACCUGCCACGCUUCAGGCGAGGUCAUCUGUGAGGAAACAAACUGUACCGAAGAGGAGAAAUGCAUGCUCAGGAAUGGAGUGCGCAGCUGCGUGGAGCAGAUGGGCCGGUGCACGCUGGCCCCUGGAAUAUGGUUCACCUCCUUUGAUGGUGUCACGAGGGAAGUCCUCCUUGAUGGGGCCUACGAGGUGACUUCCCUCUGCGAAGGGGUCAACCUCCCCUGGUUCCGGAUGGUGGUCAUUGUGUUCAGAGAAGGUGGCUUGGCCGUUCCUGAAGGCAUCUCCGUUUUCUUUGACGAGGGUCUUAUCCAUGUCAAUAAGAAAAAGGAGAUUUGGGUGAGAGGGUACCAAAGGCGGCUCCCAGUGAAGGUGUCCAAAACCUUGUCUGUAAGUGAGUCUCAGGGCACCAUCAUGAUUGUCCAGGGCUCUAGAAUAAAGAUUCUGUUCAGCCUGAGUGGGGAGGUGACGGUGACAGUCAGCGAGAGCCUGGCUAACAAUCUGUGUGCACCUUGCGGGAACUUCAACGGCGACAUCUCCGAUGAGCUGCGGCUGCCCAGCGGGCAGGUCGUGGGGAACAUCACGGACGUGUUUGAAGCUUGGAGGGCACGAGACCUCUCAAGAAGCGAUGUUUAAAAGCCACCUGAGCUGCAAUGGACCCCUGCCCCCUUUCCCUUCCCUGCAUUGGACUGGGCUGGUUACUCAGUAACAGGUCAUAGCUUAGCAUACAAACGUGUGUUCCUUCACGUAGGGCGCUCCCUGCAGCAUGGAUGAGUUCAGUGGUGCUGGGUGCGUGAUGGAAAAUCUCCUCUGGACUUGUCAAUAGAGAAGUUUUCAAAGGAGUGUCUGAAGCAGCAGGCUCUGGCAUGCCUCGGGAAAUGGCUUUCGCAUUCCACUUGGAUCUGACUGCUAAGGUCCCUUCACAACACCCUUUAAGGCCUCUUUAUGCUGCCAAAGUGGAAUAAAGGAGCCGCAGCAUAAUGCGACUUAGGCUGUUUGUCUCUCUUCUCAGCACUAGAGUGGUAUAAAGAGGGCUGGGUAAUUGGGAAUUCAGGCCUAGGCCUAGUGCUGAUACACUGCAGGGACUAUGGGCAAAGGUGCCUAACCGUAAUCUCCCUCUACGUCAGCACUGUGUGAUAGGCGAUGCCUUUCCUAAUCUGCUCUUCCCCCGAGAUCCACAUGUGGGUCAUGCCCACAAAUCAUCUCCAUCACCUCUGGCUUUCCUCACCAGGGAAUUAACAGCACCGUCACAGAAAGGUCAGCUCAUGCCUUCUGAUCGCUGACCAGGAGGCCAACUGGGUGCUCCAUUACACUGGCAUAAUUCCAGGGUCACUCCUGAUUUACACAGCGGUGAGGAGGAGAAGAAUCAGACCCAUUUUCCAGACUAAACAAACUCAAUUUUUUCCAAUCUUC